Molecule: messenger RNA, 2359 nt
Organism: Helianthus annuus (common sunflower)
Lineage: Eukaryota; Viridiplantae; Streptophyta; Magnoliopsida; Asterales; Asteraceae
Product: sulfate transporter 3.1
Exons: 12
Coding region: 128-2119 (663 amino acids)
Biological process (GO): transmembrane transport
Cellular component (GO): membrane
Molecular function (GO): secondary active sulfate transmembrane transporter activity
Source: RefSeq, a predicted model, not a curated record
AAAACCAGUAUAUAAACCUUCUUCAUAUCCAUCUUCUUCAACAUACCAUCCUCCAUCCUCCGCCUCCCACCACCUUCCACCGUCGUCUCCGCCACCGGAAAAAAUUCCGCACUUCACAUCACCACCAAUGGGUACCGAAUACGAGUACCCGAAAUCCAAAUUCAACCAACAACCGCACAAAGUCGCCAUCCCGCCACCACAACCGUUCAUAAAAUCAUUGAAGAACACGGUCAAGGAAACAUUCUUCCCCGAUGACCCGCUUCGGCAGUUCAAAAACCAGCCUCCGUCACGUAAAUUCGUGCUCGGGGUUCAAUAUGUCUUCCCCAUUUUCGACUGGGCGUCGAGUUAUAACUUGAGUUUCUUUAAAUCUGAUAUAAUCGCGGGUAUUACCAUUGCGAGUUUGGCCAUUCCGCAAGGGAUUAGCUAUGCUAAACUAGCGAACCUCCCCCCGAUUCUCGGGCUGUAUUCGAGCUUCAUUCCACCACUAGUGUAUGCAAUGAUGGGAAGUUCAAAAGAUCUAGCCGUGGGGACGGUGGCUGUGGCAUCGCUACUAAUAGGUUCCAUGUUAGGGGCGGUGGUGAACGCGAACGAAAACCCCAAGUUGUAUCUUCACUUGGCUUUCACGGCGACAUUCUUCGCCGGAGUUUUUCAAGCUUCCCUUGGAUUCUUGAGGCUCGGGUUUAUUGUCGAUUUCUUGUCGCACGCGACCAUCGUUGGGUUCAUGGGUGGUGCUGCGACGGUGGUUUGCUUACAACAGUUGAAAGGAAUACUUGGUCUCGAACACUUCACUCAUGCCACAGAUAUUAUCUCCGUUUUGCGAUCUGUGUUCUCUCAAACCCAUCAGUGGAAGUGGGAGAGUGCAGUUUUGGGUAUUGUCUUCCUGUUCUAUCUCUUGUUCGCUAGAUAUGUGAGCGUAAAGCGCCCGAAGCUAUUUUGGAUAUCUGCAAUGGCUCCAUUAACAUCAGUUAUAUUAGGAAGCAUUCUUGUUUAUCUCACUCAUGCCGAAAAACAUGGUGUUCAAGUGAUUGGAGAAUUAAAGAAAGGUUUAAAUCCUAUUACAAUAGCGGAUUUGUCUUUUGGAUCACAAUAUUUAUCUUCAGCAAUCAAAGUAGGCAUUGUCACGGGUGUCAUUGCACUAGCUGAAGGAAUUGCGGUUGGAAGAAGCUUUGCUAUGUUCAAGAACUACAACAUUGAUGGUAACAAAGAGAUGAUUGCCUUUGGCAUGAUGAACAUUGCUGGUUCAUGCACUUCUUGCUACCUCACUACCGGGCCAUUCUCGCGUUCGGCUGUGAACUUUAAUGCAGGAUGUAAAACCGCGGUAUCAAACAUUGUAAUGGCGGUUGCGGUGAUGUUCACAUUGCUAUUCCUAACUCCAUUGUUUCAUUACACGCCCCUUGUUGUACUGUCUUCCAUUAUCAUCUCGGCUAUGCUUGGUCUUAUUAACUACGAAGAAGCUAUUCACCUAUGGAGUCUAGACAAAUUUGACUUUGUUGUAUGCAUGAGUGCAUACUUUGGUGUUGUUUUUGCGAGUGUUGAGAUUGGAUUAGUUAUUGCGGUUGCAUUGUCGCUACUUAGGGUACUCCUGUUUGUCUCGAGACCAAGAACAUCCACACUAGGUAACAUACCCGAUUCCACAAUUUAUAGAAGCAUGGAUCAAUACCAAAAUGUGAAAACCGUUCCUGGAAUCUUGAUACUCCAAAUUGAUGCACCUAUUUACUUUGCUAACUCAAGUUACUUGAGGGAAAGAAUUUCGAGAUGGGUCGACGAAGAGGAAGAUAGGUUGAAGUCUUCAGGAGAAAAUAGCUUGCAAUAUGUCAUUCUUGCCUUGAGUGCGGUCGGAAACAUUGACACUAGCGGGAUUACGAUGCUUGGGGAGGUUAAAAAGGUUAUGGAAAGAAGAGGGCUAAAGUUGGUUUUGGCAAAUCCGGGAGGAGAGGUGAUAAAGAAGAUGAACAAAGCGAAGUUAAUAGAUGUGAUUGGGCAAGAAUGGAUAUAUCUAACGGUGGGAGAGGCCGUGGGAGCUUGCAACUUCAUGCUUCGCACCUACAAGAAUGUGGAAAAGCCGACUUCAAUUGAACUAGCAUCAAAGAAAGAGACUCGGAAUGACAACAAUGUUUAAGUUAAUGUGGUUAAAUUAUCAUUUGACAAUAUUUUUCGCCAAAGCUUAUUCAUAAGUAUUAAUAAUUUGUAUAUUGAUUACCUUGUUUGCCGACUUCUUCAUUAUGUAACAUGUUUUCUUUUCGGUCACAAUACAAGUAUGUAAAGGAAAACAUGUUAUAAUGACGGAGCUAUGAAAUGAAACUAAGAAUUUGUUUUGGAGCUUAAAAAGACAAAGGUGAAUUGAAUUUGCCAUUCGUUA